AGAACUUCAGGAUGAAAACGCCAGUCUUCGGAAAACAAAUGGAGCACUUCAGGAUGAGAUUGCUAGGAGGAAGGCUCAAUUCAAGAAAGCCUGGAAGAAUGAUCCAUUAUAUCCUGAUUGGCAGAAAGAGGUAAUCAAAGCUGCAAAUGUGACCCUGGAUGAAGCCACUGCCCAUCCUGCCCUCCUCGUGUCUGAAAGAGGGAGGCGGGUUACCUGGCAAGAAACUUGUCAAGAUCUUCCCAGCUCCACACAGAGAUUCAGCUCCAUUCCCUGUGUGCUGGGUCAGCUGCGCAUCAACUCAGGGAGAGCCUACUGGGAGGUGGAGGUUGGGGACAUGCAAUCUUGGGACCUGGGAAUUUGUAGAGAUAAUGUGACAAGGAAGGGGGCAUUCAUUAUGUCCCCACAGAAUGGUUUCUGGGCCAUUAGGCUCUAUGACGGGGACUACUGGGCCCUCACCUCCCCGGAAACUUCUCUUCCUCUAAGAGAAAGACCCCUUAAGGUGGGGAUAUUCCUGAAUUAUGAGGCUGGAGAUGUAUCUUUCUACAACAUGACAGAUGGAUCUCACAUUUUCACCUUUCCCCAGAACACAUUCUAUGGUGUCCUAAGACCACUUUUCAGACUUUGGUCCUCUGACUCAGGCUCCCUAACCAUCUGUUCAGCUGAAGGAGAAUGUACUGAUGUAAUUCAUAAGCCUACCCUCCAGGUGAAAUGAUCACUUUGCCCCAUAGAAGAUGGCACUUCCCCCCCAACAAGAUAUAUAAAUAGAUUUUUUCCUAGUCCCUACUGGUUCAAUGUCAAUAUGAAGCUCUGGGACUCAGACUUAAUGAUUGUCCCUCAUAUCAAUUCUCCCUCUUUUCGUUGUGUAUUCUUUCUCAUUAUUACCUUUUCCUAUGACAGCCUCCUGUAAGUACUAGAUUUCCUAGACUCCCCUGGUGCAUGUGACCAAAGGAUGGUGGUGUAUUAAAAGGUGAAUUACAAGGAUGUGUCCUUAAAGGAAAA
Messenger RNA from Sus scrofa (pig), 999 nucleotides. Lineage: Eukaryota; Metazoa; Chordata; Mammalia; Artiodactyla; Suidae. The record is from RefSeq and is a predicted model, not a curated record.